Anguilla rostrata (American eel) is the source of this 1467-nucleotide messenger RNA. Its product is annotated as olfactory receptor 52D1-like. Bases 288 to 1229 code for a protein of 313 amino acids. The transcript has 3 exons. Gene Ontology annotation, biological process: G protein-coupled receptor signaling pathway; detection of chemical stimulus involved in sensory perception of smell. Lineage: Eukaryota; Metazoa; Chordata; Actinopteri; Anguilliformes; Anguillidae. Gene Ontology annotation, molecular function: G protein-coupled receptor activity; olfactory receptor activity; odorant binding. The record is from RefSeq and is a predicted model, not a curated record. Gene Ontology annotation, cellular component: membrane.
CAGUUAUCCAGAAGGUGUCACACACCUGCUGGAUAAUCACACCCCUAACACAGCAGGUCUGAAGAUCAAAGAGAUCCUUUUAACAUGAAAUUGCACUCCAGUUUUUUUUUUUUUGGUUUAAAAAAAAAUUAUUUUUGUCUUGAGCACCAAUGGUUACCAUGGAAACUACAUCUACUGUGACAUCCUUCAUACUGAUGUCAUUCACCGAACUGGAAGAUCGCAGAUAUUUAUACUUCAUAUUUUUCCUUCUUUGAUGAGCCUAGCACUGACUCUACAUCCAGGUGACUAUGGAAAAUUUAUCAACUGUGACAUCCUUCAUUUUGACGGCAUACGCUGAACUGGAAGAUCAUAAAUAUUUAUACUUCAUAUUUUUACUCAUCGUGUACUUUCUGAUAUUAUUGGUAAAUGCAGUUCUAAUUGCAGUAAUAUGCAUAGAGAGAGGUUUGCAUGGGCCUAUGUAUUUGUUUAUAUGUAACUUAGCAGUUAAUGGAGUGUAUGGUGGUACCUCUUUAUUACCAUCUAUGCUUCACCAUUUGUUAUCCAAUACUUAUGAAAUAUCUCUGUCCUUUUGUCUAUUACAGAUAUACUGUUUACACACAUACGGUGCAGUUGAAUUAAAUAUUUUAUCAAUGAUGAGCUAUGACAGAUAUGUUGCCAUUUGUCAUCCAUUACACUAUCAUCAGAUACUGUCUCGUAGAAAAGUUUGCACCCUUAUUACAUUAUCUUGGUCUCAUGCCCAUAUUCUUUUUGGACUGUUUUUCAUAUUAACUGUACAGCAUACAUUUUGUGAUGCAAUCAUAGAAAAAGUAUACUGUCUUAAUUUUACAUUACUCAAACUGUCUUGUUUUGAAAUUUCUUUGGAGAGCAUGGUUGGCUUUGUUGUUGCUAGUUUUGCACUUGUUCCACAGCUGCUCAUGAUACUAUUUUCCUAUGCACAAAUACUCAGAAUCUGCCUGUUUGCUUCUAAGGAAUCUCAAGCAAAAGCUAUUCAAACGUGCACCCCACACUUACUGGCUGUGAUUAACUAUGGAGUGGGAUGCUUUUUUGAGCUCAUUCAAAGCCGGUUUAAGGCGACUCAUAUACCUUAUAAAGCGCGCAUAUUUAUGUCCCUUUACUUUAUGGUAAUACCCCCUGUAAUUAAUCCUGUCAUUUAUGGAAUUACCAUUCAAGCAAUCAGAGUUCAGAUUCUCAAACUCUUUAGUGGUAUGAAAAAGUUGGUAAUUAAGUAAUUUCAAGCUUGUUUCUUUAUCACAUAUUUAAGCCAAAUAUUCUCAUUUGAGUUAUUUACUUUUUAGAAUCCGUGACACACUCUAAUGAUGCAGAUACAGAUAUAUGUGUGUCAUACAGUGUAAAAUUACCUGAUUUGCUUGACAUUAUAAAAAAAUUGUGUGAAUUCAAAGUGCAUUUGUGCUUCCAUUAUAUAUUGGUGGGUUUGUAUUUUUUUAAAUAAACAUAUUUAAUGUCUGA